AUGGAGGACCCUCAGACUGCAGGCGGCGUGCUCGGUGGUGCUCGGAAGGCUGAUUCUCAGAAUGUCACCAAGAGGCUGCAGACAGAGCUGAUGCAGCUCAUGACGUCCCCCGCGCCCGGAAUCUCCGCGUUCCCCGGCGCCGACGGCGACCUGACCAAGUGGCACGCCACCAUCAACGGCGUCGACGACACCCCCUACGCCGGCCUGGUCUUCAAGCUGUCCUUCAACUUCCCCGCCGACUACCCCUACAAGGCCCCCGAGGUGCUCUUCCGCACCCCGAUCUACCACCCCAACGUCGACUUCUCGGGCCGCAUCUGUCUGGACAUUCUCAAAUCUAAGUGGUCUGCGGCGUACAACAUCCGGACCGUCCUGCUGAGUCUGCAGAGUCUGCUUGGGGAGCCGAACAACGACUCGCCUCUGAACGCCGAGGCUGCGGAACUCUGGGACAAGGACCCCGAAGAGUUCAAGCGCAAGGUGACGGCACGUCACCGCGACAUUGACGACGACUGA
Messenger RNA from Diaporthe citri, 510 nucleotides. RefSeq lists its product as uncharacterized. The coding region runs from base 1 to 510 and encodes 169 amino acids. The record is from RefSeq and is a predicted model, not a curated record. NCBI's taxonomy places the organism in Eukaryota, Fungi, Ascomycota, Sordariomycetes, Diaporthales, Diaporthaceae. The transcript is spliced from 3 exons.